AGUGCAUAAAAUUACAUUAAGAUUUUUCCGAAUAUCUAUCUAUUAGUAUUGUUAAUAAUUGUUUUAAUUUCUUGGUGAUGUUGUAAAUUUUGUUAUUACUUCUAAAGGUGUUUGUGAUCGAAAAUAUCACGUAGUGUGAUAGGAAUACUGCUAAUUAACAAAAGUCUAAUUAAAUCGCAAUCUUGGCGAAAUAUUACAAAAUGAUGGACGGUGGAGUGGUGCACCCUCAAUCGGGGGGAAUGCAUCCGGGCGUGCCGGGCGUGCUGCACGGCAUGCCGAUGCACGGAGCCGGCCCGGAUGGCGAGCACGUGCCUCACGGACCACGCCGACGAUUUCAGAAUCGGCCCAAGCAGCCCAAUAAUUUGGAACGUCUGCCUUUGGAUGAGGCUGCUAAAAGGGAAAUGGAAGCUCUUCCUAUGAAAACCCCAGUUUCAGUCUUACAAGAAUUAUUAGCUCGCCGUGGAACAGUGCCCAAGUAUGAGCUGGUACAAAUAGAAGGAAUGAUACAUGAGCCUACUUUCCGCUACAGAGUCACUGUUGCUGAUUUAGUUGCUAUGGGAACAGGGAGGUCUAAAAAAGAAGCAAAACAUUCGGCAGCUAAAGCUUUGUUGGACCGUCUCACUGGUGCAGCACCUGCUGAACCUCCAACUAAUGGAAAUGUUCCUGAACCUGGUGCAGUGGUGUCCUUGUUUGAAGAUAAGCUUAUGGGCAAUCCGGUGGGCUGGUUGCAGGAGCUCUGCAUGUCUCGUUUCUGGCCACCCCCUUCAUAUCAUGCUGAAAACGAUGAUAAUGUUAAUAGACGUUUGCCUCAUGAGCGUCAGUUCACUAUCGUUUGCACGCUUUUAAAGCGUCGCGAGGUGGGUACGGGCAAGUCUAAGAAAUUGGCAAAACGUCAAGCCGCUUAUAAGAUGUGGCAGGCCCUGAAGGAUAACCCUCCGGAAUCCUUCCAGAAUGAGGAAGAGGGUGUCGCGUCGCGCUAUGCCGAUUUGAAAGAUAGUAAAAUCUCCACACUCACAACAAGUCACAGCCACAAGGUGUCGCAGUUCCACAAACAUCUUAAGCAAUCUAUCGGCCCCAACCUGGCCAAGUUGCAGGUGACUCCAUUGAAUAACAAGGAUUUCAACUUUGUCCAAUUUCUGCAAGAGAUAGCCUCCGAGCAAGCGUUUGAAGUGACAUAUGUUGAUAUUGAAGAGAAAUCUAUGACAGGCCGUUCUCAAUGCCUCGUGCAGUUGUCUACCUUACCGGUGGCUGUCUGCUAUGGAUCUGGUUUGACUAGCAAGGACGCUCAGUCCUCGGCUGCCCAGAACGCUUUGGAGUAUCUAAAGAUUAUGACUAAGAAGUGAGAUUUCUCGAACGUGCGACAUCCGUUUCACAUUUAUAAGUGGCAACCAGUGAUCCUCUGAGUGAAUUUAUUUUCGAACUCGAUAGCAAUUAUAUGCUCCCAGUUAAAUUUUUAAAUAUAUAGAUAGGCCUCUCUGUUUUAAUUUUAAAACUCC
Messenger RNA from Papilio machaon (common yellow swallowtail), 1496 nucleotides. It is a transcript of the gene Loqs, whose product is annotated as interferon-inducible double-stranded RNA-dependent protein kinase activator A homolog. The record is from RefSeq and is a predicted model, not a curated record. The coding region runs from base 201 to 1343 and encodes 380 amino acids. NCBI's taxonomy places the organism in Eukaryota, Metazoa, Arthropoda, Insecta, Lepidoptera, Papilionidae. The transcript has 8 exons.